AUGGUUCCGGAAAACACCAUACUUGCAAGUUUCGAUGUGACAAACUUAUACGCGAACAUACCACUCACCCUGAGUCUGGAAGCGAUAAAACACUGGAUAGAAAACUACAGGGAGUUCAUAGAUAAACGCUUCAAAACAGACUUUAUCACCAAAGCCACCCAAUUAAUAAUACUUGAAGAAAACACAUUCACAUUUAACAACAAGACAUACCGACAGAUAAAGGGCACGGCUAUGGGUACAAAAUUCGCACCUUCAUAUGUCAACCUGGUAAUGGGUUUCCUUGAGAACAAACUAUACGAAGAAAUAGGGAGAAUCUUCGAACACGACUUCGGAGAAGACAUCAAGAAAAUGUGGAAACGCUACCUCGAUGACUGUUUCAUCUUUUGGAACAGAUCAGAUCUACGAACAUUCCACAACAUCCCCAAUACACUGCACCCAUCUAUUAAGUUUACGACAGAAACCAGCUAUAAAGAACUUCGCUUCCUAGACAUCAGCAUCAAGAUACACAACUCCAUCGUCACAACACAUAUCUACUACAAAAAACCGACACACAGCAAUAUUUAA
This is a messenger RNA of Octopus bimaculoides (California two-spot octopus), 564 nucleotides long. RefSeq lists its product as uncharacterized. Lineage: Eukaryota; Metazoa; Mollusca; Cephalopoda; Octopoda; Octopodidae. The record is from RefSeq and is a predicted model, not a curated record.